This is a messenger RNA of Osmerus eperlanus (European smelt), 483 nucleotides long. RefSeq lists its product as uncharacterized. Gene Ontology annotation, molecular function: zinc ion binding. The record is from RefSeq and is a predicted model, not a curated record. Bases 91 to 330 code for a protein of 79 amino acids. The transcript has 4 exons. NCBI's taxonomy places the organism in Eukaryota, Metazoa, Chordata, Actinopteri, Osmeriformes, Osmeridae. Gene Ontology annotation, biological process: intrinsic apoptotic signaling pathway in response to DNA damage; regulation of gene expression.
AACUCACUCUCUGUCUUCUACUCGUACAGGCACACACACACACACAUACUUAGUUGUGUUCGACAAGCAGCUUAAAUUACUUUUUGCAUCAUGGUCGGCUACUGUCCAAUCUGUGGGAAGCCAGUCUACUUUGGUGAGAGAAAGAGGUCUAUGGGGCGAGACUACCAUCCUCUGUGUUUGAAGUGCCAGACGUGCAACAGACAGUUGACAGCUGGACAACAUGCUGAGCAUGAUGAAAAGCCAUACUGCACCAACUGUUAUAUGAAAAUGUUUGGUCCAAGAGGCAACAGGAAGUUGGUAACAUAUUGCCAUGCAGGUGCCUUCUUUUAGAUACCCAGGCAAACCUAGGACUCACAGGAGAAAGCCCAUGUAGUAUGUUGAAGUAACCUCUGGCCUUUACAUGUGUUAUAGUAUCCUUAUCUUUAUCAAAUAGUCAUAAAUGUAUGUACAGUUAUGUAUGUUUUGAAUAAUAAAAUACCAGUU